Messenger RNA from Phanerochaete carnosa HHB-10118-sp, 760 nucleotides. RefSeq lists its product as uncharacterized. The annotation marks the transcript as partial. The transcript is spliced from 4 exons. The record is from RefSeq and is a predicted model, not a curated record. Lineage: Eukaryota; Fungi; Basidiomycota; Agaricomycetes; Polyporales; Phanerochaetaceae.
AUGUCGGAAGAUGACAGGGCUGCGAAGGCGGCGCGGGCGCGGGCGAUGCUGAAGAAAAGGCAGCAGCAAAAGACGGUUGGGCCGUCCACCACGGGCGACUCGCGACUCGCAUCGCCAAGUCCACCGCCGUCCAGGCCUUUCACACCUGCCGAUGCUGAAAGUCACUCUCCGGUACAACCUACAACGAAUGGGCGAGAUGCGGGCGAACUGUUCUCAUCCAACGGACACGCCGGUGGCCCAGUUGAUACACACUGGCUGACCGGGCUGGAACGCGUCGAUACCCCUCAAACUCCAUCCCUUCCAAGCCCUCCACAGUCUGCGCUGGCAUCUCCGCCCAUACCCUCCGCACCGUCUGCUCGCUCGCCGUCAAGUGCUAACCAUGGGCCAAUAGCUUCUCCACGCCCAGUGCAUGCCGGCCCCACCUCUCCUCUCGCCCUAUCUGCUAUCACAGAUACGGAGGUCAAUGAACUGCGUGCUCGCGUGGCAGAACAGGUCAAGGUUAUCUCCAGCCUUGAGGGGGAGAAGAAGUCCCUUGAGGCAGCGGCGGAGCGUUUGAAGCAGGUCGAAUCCCAACUGCAACAGACCUCCGAUGUUCUCAGGUCUGAGCGGAGCAAGACUGAGAAACUCCAAGGUUUUCUGGAGCAUGCCGAAUCCGAUGUCGAGCAGUUGACCAACCAGCUCGAGGAGCAGAAAGCACGCAUGGCCACACUCGAGUCAGACAAGAACUCGACUGCCCGCCAUUUGCAGACUGCCAAGACUG